This is a messenger RNA of Metschnikowia bicuspidata var. bicuspidata NRRL YB-4993, 368 nucleotides long. RefSeq lists its product as uncharacterized. The transcript has a single exon. NCBI's taxonomy places the organism in Eukaryota, Fungi, Ascomycota, Pichiomycetes, Serinales, Metschnikowiaceae. The coding region runs from base 35 to 259 and encodes 74 amino acids. The record is from RefSeq and is a predicted model, not a curated record.
GAACAAUACGCUAUUUCUUGAUGUUGAUUAUAAUAUGGAGGAAACGAAAUUCACAUAUUCCGCAGAUGAGGGUGUUUUGGCAGUCACCCACUUCAACAGGCUGAUAGCUCAAAUUGAGAUCGGGCCAAGCUACAACGCGAGGUAUUUGAAAUUGGUGGGCAGCUCAUCGGGCACUAGAAUAGUCUACGGGCUCGCCGAUCCAAACAGCCCCCCAGCUGUAUGCUCGUGUGAACCAAUUUUUUCUAAAGAGCCAGUUUAAGCGACUUCUUUCGCAUCUCACUCCGCAUUUGCAAUCUAGUCCCUGAGUUUAUCCCUUUGUUCUAAUUCUAUUAUGUAUAGCGGAGAUCGAAAAGUACAUAGAAUACCAC